Messenger RNA from Bombina bombina (fire-bellied toad), 2493 nucleotides. It is a transcript of the gene PPP1R14C, whose product is annotated as protein phosphatase 1 regulatory inhibitor subunit 14C. Gene Ontology annotation, molecular function: protein serine/threonine phosphatase inhibitor activity. The transcript is spliced from 5 exons. Gene Ontology annotation, biological process: regulation of phosphorylation. Gene Ontology annotation, cellular component: cytoplasm. The coding region runs from base 166 to 615 and encodes 149 amino acids. The record is from RefSeq and is a predicted model, not a curated record. NCBI's taxonomy places the organism in Eukaryota, Metazoa, Chordata, Amphibia, Anura, Bombinatoridae.
GUGAAGACCGAUGCAAGAGGAGGGGUAACUGCAGGUGCUAGGUGAAAAACACUAAUGAGAUAGAAGGAAAAGCAGAGGGCAGUGGCAGAAGAGAAGUGCUGAAGACAGGAGACCCUUCAGUAUUUGCAAGCAAGGAGCUGUGGGCAUCGGGCUAUACCCGGGGAUAUGUCAGCAGUGAGUGGCACAGAGCCCAGCCCUGCAGCUGGGGGCAGGGUAUUCUUCCAGACUCCGCUGACAGCCCCGGUACCCCGGGAGGAUUCCCCGCAGGUGGUGGUGGCAGCAGCAGCUCAGCAAAGACAGCAGCAGCAAAAGAGACAGCAGCAGGGUAAAGUGACUGUGAAAUAUGACAGAAAAGAGCUGAGGAAGCGGCUGGUGUUAGAGGAGUGGAUCGUGGAGCAGCUCAGCGAGCUUUAUAACUGCGAGGAAGAAGAAAUGCCAGAAGUUGAAAUAGACAUUGAUGAUCUUCUAGAUGCCUCUAGUGAGGAAGAAAGAGUUAAUAAAUUACAGGAAUCUCUAGUAGACUGCUACAAACCAACAGAUGAAUUUAUUAAUCAACUUUUAUCCCGGAUAAGAGGAAUGAGAAAACUGAGUCCUCCUCAGAAGAAGGAUAUAUGAACAGAUCGCUGUAGCUAUAACAAUCUUUAAAUCUAUAUCACAAGGGAAUACAAAUUUGAAGACCUAUAGAAGAAAAAAAAGUAGACUUUCUCAAGAACUAUUCAACAAACAUCUCUUCAUAAAACAACAAAAUGGACUCUAGUCCAAAAAAUUGUAUUCAUUUUAUGUCAUUAAUAGUUUUUCUUUUUCAAGUUAUUUUGUUAGAAAUUUGCUGAGAGAAAGCUUAAAAUUAGAUACAAUAAGAUAUAGUUAAUAUACCAUUUUUGAGGUGUACUUUUAGACUGUGAGCCAUAAGCAUUUUAACAUCUUAUUACAAAUGUUUAGUAUUUCAUUGCUAAUAUUAAUUUAUUAUUAAUAAACCUAGACAAUCUAUAUAUCUUAAAGCAAAACCUUGCUUGUACAUAAAGCCUUUUAUCUUGCCAGCAUUUACCCUUGUUACCUAUAAAGUCUUGGUUGGAAGAACACUUGAUUAUUUGUUAUAUUGUGACAGAUUGCUUGUAGUUCUAUCGUGAGUAUUGAAAACAAGGGUGAAGAAAGUUACUCCAGCCUAAAUCGGGUUAAUUAAAAAGAGACCUUUAUUGUUCCAUGGUCCAAAGUACAACUAACAACAUCUCAGACUUUGUAUCCGAUCCUUAUUAAUGUCUGUUAGUCAUGACUAAGGACCGGAUACAGGUCUGAAACUUUGUUUCUUAUAUACUUUGGACCAUGAAACAAUAAAGGUCUCUUUUUAAUUAACCUGAUUUAGGCUGGAGUAACUUUCUUCCUGCUUGUCUACUAAUGAGGGGUUGGCUGACCCUGCACUCUGUGCCUGAACUGCUAACAGGUUGCUGUUCCCAACACCUUUUUACAUUAUUGAUAACAAGGGGCCAGAUGUUAUAAAUUAUAUAUUAGGGUGUGUAAAAAUGGUAUAUUGGUUUUUGUGUUUUGAUAGCUAAUUCUAUGCAAGGAAGACAACAGAACAAGUUAAAGUUAGUAAUAUGGUUGUUCAACCCUAAAGAUCUUCAUUCUUGCGUGGUAACUUCUAUUAUGGGCCUACCUAAAGUACUGGCAUGUUAUAUUUAUAACAAUUUGCACAAAUUCCUUCAUAUAGUUAACUACUUUUGGGCUUUGCCUUACUCCACAAAAUGUGUUCAAUAAAAAUAAUUAAGUCUGUUUUUUCAUUAAAAAAAAAAUAUAUUAAAAAAUGAGGGGGGGGGCUAGGAUUUAAAUUGGUCAUUAAAAGGCUACUGCCUUUUAUUAUAAUAACUUAAACUGGGUAACAGCAAUGUUACUAUUUAUUUAGCAUCUCUAUUCUUUUCAUUCAUAUUUAACUAGAAUUGUAAAAUUCUUGAUGUUUUAUUAAAUACGGCACAAAGUUUGUAGUCAAAAUUUGGCGUUUUUAUGACGUUGCCAAAAAUGGCUCUGCCUCUUCCCAUGCAAUAGGUGUUUUGAAUUUAUACAUUGUGAGUUUUUGCUGUAGUAGCAGGAAAUGUUAGCACUUUAAAAUAAAGCUCUAAAGAGACCUUAACCAUUUAAAAAGCUCUGCAUUCAAUAGGUAGUCAUUCCAUGAUGUGAAGCUUUUCUGAUUCUGCCAAAGUGAGGACAUUUUGAUUUUUAUAGCAAUAGAUUUAAGAAUACUAGAACUCUUUGUGUUAUGUGUUUGGAAAGGUAGUGUGUUUUUUUUUUCAUAAAUCCAUCAUAUGUUUGCUCAUUUAGAAAAUAUAUCAAGAAAGCCAAUGCAGAAUUUUAUAUCUAUGGUGCUCUAAACAUUGUUAUUUUUCAACAAGGUAUGAUUGUGAGUUUUCCUGUUCCACUGGCAAGCUUUUUUUAAAUGUAUUUUAUUUUGUAAUGUUGACUUAUUUACAAGAUAUUUGCUCAAAUAAACACUGGAGAACAUAA